AUGACUGUUUCGCCACGUACAAGUGGGUUGGAUAUCGGAGGGAAGUUUGUUAUUGAUAUAGAGGCAAUUGAAACAUGUCCGGGUUACAAUAACUACGUUAUUGAGCUUGUUGAAGGAGUAUUUGUGAGUAAGGCUAAAUACGUCGGGACAGACGCUGAUGAUCUGUAUAAGAAUUUGCUGAAGCCUAUGAUAAAGACUGGAAAUGAUUUUAUGUCUGAGAAUCUCUGCGGUUUGAAGUUUAUCGGGUGUGGGGAAGACAUGUUGAAGCUACUCGAGAUGAUGCGGGUUUUCGAAGCGUCACCCAUGUUUAUGAAAUCCCCAGGAACCAUGAUGGUAGCUGCUUCAGCUUAAAAUCUUACAUAUUUAUAGUUGCACAGGCAAACCUACUGCAUGGACAUUGCAACCCUUGCUUUAUUUCAUUAUAUAUUUUAAAACUUUGUUAAUUAAGUCCAGUCAUCAGCUGAAAUAGUGAAGUUUUAUUGUACAGAAUGGUUAAAAUUAAAUUCUGAUGUGUAAAUAGUAGAUUAUUGUAAAUAAUACUGUAUGUAAUUAGUGCCUGUUACAAAUAAAUUCACUUAUUUUAAGA
Zootermopsis nevadensis is the source of this 586-nucleotide messenger RNA. The record is from RefSeq and is a predicted model, not a curated record. NCBI's taxonomy places the organism in Eukaryota, Metazoa, Arthropoda, Insecta, Blattodea, Termopsidae.